GGAGGCGAGAGUCUCGCUGCUCCCCGCCCUCAACCCUUCGGGUAUCUCCGCCCCCGCUUCGCCUAUCUCCUCCCCCGCUUCGCCUAUCGCCGCCUCUCUUCGUUAAGUUCCGCCGCCACUUCGGCAACUUCCGCCGCUUCGGUCGGAAAUGGCCGAAGACGUGCGAGACCCAGCGGUUUAAGGGGAGAAGACCGGCCGGCUUCUCGGAAUAAACCAACUGUGUCCGGCCCGUGGGGGGGGAGCAGGGGAGGGCGGACGGAGCGGGAAGACGAGGCAGCGGCUAUGGCUCCCCCCCCAGCCACUCGCGGCUCCGUCGGGAGGGCGAAGUGAGGGCGCCGAGAGGCUCCAGACAGAUGAGUAGAGAGCUGGCUGCAGAAGAGGGACAGAUUCCAGUCUGCCAGCUGCUCACCGUGUACAGAGGGAAACCCUUGAGAUCAGCACUGGGAGAAAGAAGAGAGGUGGAGAAGGAGUGGGGCAGGUCUGAGCCAAGGAGCUGAGGGACAGCAGGAAUGGCAGAGCUUCACCCUCCCAGCAGCGAUGAGAGAGACUGACAGCGCUACGAGUCCCUCCUGGCUCCGUCUGCACAGCGGCUGCUGCCUCUGCAUAUUCAUCGGAUGGUAAUGCAGGAUGUCGGCGGCAGCGGUGGAGUUUGGCUCUGUCCCACUGCGUUUUCCUUCUGCCGGUUGCGACUCUGAAUCACCAUGACAACGCCGUGACACUUCCAGCAAAGGUUGCCCGUGGACCAAGGGUGGGCUGGGGGUGGGCGAGAAGGUCAAUGAUCGAGUCUAACGGGAUCAGGAGUUGCGCCUGCAGCAAAACGACCGUGGAAGAGCCGCCGGCACGGCAAGAAGAUGAAAUUCCCCUUCCAUUGGCUUCUUGUUGAGCAGGCACAAUAACAUUCCCCUUCGAGAGACUCGCUGUAAAAACUCUUUUGGUUAUGGCUACUGAUCCAACGUGAUUGCGCGCGAGGCGGCUUCGGAACUCAUGACUGGCUAUACGAUGUUGCGCAAUGGGGGAGUGGGGAACGGAGGCCAGCCGUGGGUGUUGAGGUGGUCCAGUCGGAUCCGGCUCACCUGGCUUAGCUUCACCCUCUUCGUCAUCCUCGUUUUCUUCCCCCUCAUUGCCCACUACUACCUGACCACCAUCGACGACGCGGACGAUGCCGGCAAGCGCAUCUUCGGGCCCCGCACCGGCAACGAGCUGUGCGAGGUGAAGCACGUGCAGGACCUGUGCCGCAUCCGCGAGUCGGUCAGCGAGGAGCUGCUGCAGCUCGAGGCCAAGCGGCAGGAGCUCAACAGCGAGAUCGCCAAGCUCAACUUGAAGAUCGAGGCCUGCAAGAAGAGCAUUGAGAAUGCCAAGCAGGACCUGCUGCAGCUGAAGAACGUCAUCAGUCAGACUGAGCAUUCCUACAAAGAGCUGAUGGCCCAGAACCAGCCCAAGCUCUCCUUGCCCAUCCGGCUGCUGCCAGACAAGGAUGAUGCGACCUUUCCCCUGCCAAAAUCCAACAGGAACUGCAGACUGCACAACUGCUUUGACUACUCGCGCUGCCCGCUGACGUCUGGCUUUCCAGUCUAUGUCUACAACAGUGACGAUUACCCUUUUGGUAGUUCCUUAGACCCUUUAAUUAAACAGGCCUUUGAGGCGACUGUCAGAACUAAUGUUUAUGUUACUGAAAAUGCAAAUAUUGCUUGUGUGUAUAUAAUUUUAGUGGGGGAAAUGCAAGAGCCCGUAAUGCCAAAACCUACUGAACUAGAGCAACAGUUGCACUCUUUGCCAUAUUGGAGGACUGAUGGACACAACCAUCUCAUCAUCAAUCUGUCGAGGAAGUCGGAAACUCAGAACUUCAUUUACAACAUCAGCACGGGGCGCGCCAUGAUCGCCCAGUCCACCUUUUACGACGCCCAGUAUCGACCGGGCUUUGACAUCGUGGUAUCACCUCUGGUCCACGCCAUGUCCGAGCCCAACUUCCUGGAGAUCCCGCCCCAGGUGCCGGUCAAGCGUAAGUACCUGUUCAGUUUCCAGGGGGAGAAGAUCGAGUCCCUCCGCUCCAGCUUGCAGGAGGUUCGCUCUUUCGAGGAGGAGAUUGAAGGCAACGCCCCGGCCGACUACGACGACCGGAUCAUCACCACCUUGAAGGCUGUUCAGGACAGCAAGCUGGACUUUGUUCUGGUGGAGUUCACGUGUAAGAACCAGCCUAAGGCGAGUCUGCCCACUGAGUGGGCUCUGUGUGGAGAAAGGGAAGACAGACUAGAGCUACUGAAGCUUUCUACUUUUGCACUGAUCAUCACCCCCGGGGACACCCGUUUAGUGAUCUCCGCCGGGUGCACCAUGAGACUGUUUGAGGCUCUGGAAGUCGGGGCCAUCCCGGUGGUUCUCGGAGAGCAGGUUCAGCUACCCUACAACGAUGUGAUCCGGUGGAACGAGGCAGCCUUAAUUAUACCAAAGCCACGUAUCACAGAAGUGCACUUUCUUCUGAGAAGCAUUUCUGACAACGAUCUCCUUGCCAUGAGGAGGCAGGGCCGCUUCUUGUGGGAGACCUACUUCUCCACCUCCGACAACGUCUUCAGCACAGUCUUAGCUAUCAUAAGGACUCGAAUCCAAAUCCCGGCUGCUCCAAUCCGAGAAGAACCCGCCGUGGAGAUCCCCCACCGCUCUGGCAAAGCUGCUGGCACAGACCCCAAUAUGGCAGACAAUGGUGACCUGGACUUGGGGCCCGUGGAAACGGAGCCACCCUACGCCUCUCCCAAAUAUCUCCGCAAUUUCACCCUCACCGCGAUGGAUAUCUACAGGAAUUGGAAUUCUGCCCCGGGGCCUUUCCACCUCUUCCCCUACACUCCCUUUGACCCCGUUUUACCAUCAGAAGCAAAAUUUUUGGGGUCUGGGACUGGUUUUCGACCAAUUGGUGGAGGAGCAGGUGGCUCUGGGAAGGAGUUCCAGGCUGCUUUGGGUGGCAACGUCCCGCGGGAGCAGUUCACGGUGGUGAUGUUGACUUACGAGCGGGAGGAAGUGUUGAUGAACUCCCUAGAGAGGCUCAAUGGUCUCCCCUACUUAAAUAAAGUUGUGGUGGUGUGGAACUCCCCCAAGCUUCCCUCCGAGGAUCUCCUGUGGCCGGACAUUGGCGUCCCAAUCAUGGUGGUGCGCACGGAGAAGAACAGCCUGAACAACAGGUUCCUGCCCUGGGACGAGAUCGAGACCGAGGCCAUCCUGUCCAUCGACGACGACGCCCACCUGCGCCACGACGAGAUCAUGUUCGGCUUCCGGGUGUGGAGGGAGGCCAGGGAUCGCAUCGUGGGCUUCCCCGGCCGCUACCACGCCUGGGACAUCCCCCACCAGUCCUGGCUCUACAACUCCAACUACUCCUGCGAGCUCUCCAUGGUGCUCACUGGUGCUGCCUUCUUCCACAAGUACUACGCCUACCUGUACUCGUACGUGAUGCCCCAGGCCAUCCGCGACAUGGUGGACGAGUACAUCAACUGCGAGGACAUCGCCAUGAACUUCCUGGUGUCCCACCUGACCAGGAAACCUCCCAUCAAGGUGACCUCCCGCUGGACCUUCCGCUGCCCCGGCUGCCCCCAGGCGCUUUCCCACGACGAUUCCCACUUCCACGAGCGCCACAAGUGCAUCAACUUCUUCGUCAAGGUGUACGGGUACAUGCCCCUGCUCUACACCCAGUUCCGCGUCGACUCGGUCCUCUUCAAGACCCGCCUGCCCCACGACAAGACCAAAUGCUUCAAGUUCAUCUAGAGACGGCAGCAGCUGCGCCCGGCAGCUCCCGGCUGAGCACGGGGCUGGGAUGCACAAGGUUGUGGCAAACGGGCUGGCCUGGACUGGGACGGGCUCUUCCCUCUUCCCGGACAGGGAAUGGGAUGCCAAGGCUCCUGUGAGGACACACCCAUGGAUCGUACACUGAGGAAUGGCUCGCUGGCCACUGGCUCUGCCCCUCCGCUAGCCAAGGGCGGCCGUUCUUUUUAAUUAUAAUUAUUGUUAUUUAAAAUGAAAGUGUUUUAGAUUUGCCACGUGAGGAGCUUUUUUGUUUUCUUUUCUUUUCCCUCCCCUCUCCCCACUCCAUUUCUCCCUCUGGACCCUUCAGCCCAUCCGAGGGGGCUGCAGCAAGGCCAGGUUGGAGGUGUUUGGGUGCAGCAUCAGGGCAGCUCCUCUCACCACUGCUGUCCCCAUCCUUCCUCCCGUGGCACAGCCCAUCCCACCCACCAGAUCCUGGCUUCUCUUGCCCUGUGGCUACUACUGAGGCCUCUCAGGUGUCACCUGGUGAGGAGCCCUUUGCUCUGCUUGCUCUGCUCCCCACUGAGGGGUGAGCUUGGCCUGGAUGGUCCUUCCUGGCUCCAGCUCUGCUGCAGCCCAGGGGGUUCAGUUCUGCUGUCUCUGUUUUUCCCCACCUUGUCCUGCUGAUUCUCUGAAGACAGGGAGCGUGUCUGGGGCUUAGGGCAGACCCACCUGCAGCACAGCCAGGGCUGGGGUGCUCCAGGCUCCUGCAGGCUCUGACCCUCCUCUGUGCUCAGCCUGGGUGUGCCAGAGCUGCAGUUCCCACUCUGCCUCGUCCCCCUCCCAGAGCGCUCCGUGCCCGUGUUUGCCGUGGGCCUCAGCACAGCUGCCUUAACCCCAGCCCAUCCCCACACCCUGGCUUUGGGCUGGGUGAGGUUUAAUCCCAACAGCAGCUUCCCAGGGUGUGAUGCUGCUGGGAUCACAGCGUGGGUUUGGAGCUGCUUCCUCUCCCCCAGAGCAAAAAUUCUGUCACACCUGAAACCACCCGAGCUGAGCUCUGCUCCAUCCUGCUGGACAUGAGGGGAGCACAGGAGGGAAGGGAGAGCUUGGCCCUUGUGUGUUGUUCUCCAGAUGUUUGUGAGCAGCCUGGAGAAGCUCUUGCUGGGUAGGUGGGAAGGUGACAUUCGUGUGGUCACCUCGGUGUCACCCCUGGUGUGUGGGAGCCGGGAUGGUCCAGCAGCAGCUCCUGGGCUCAUUCCCAAGGUCAGCCCUGUCCAUGCUCCUCCUGCACCACGUUUUGGGGCCUCUCCAAACUCCUCUCCCCAGGUUUUCCUGUCAGCACUGACACUUCAUGGGAAGGGGAGGGAAGGAGCAGCCUGUUCCCAGCAGAGCCCAUGGCUUGUGCCUUCACCAGCACCAGUGACCACAGCAAAACACGGAUCAAGGAAUCUUUUCCUAUGUUUUUUUCCCACCUUUCCAUUCCCUUUUUGUUUUAACAUCAGAUGUCCAAAUGUAAAGUCUCCAAAAGAAAUGCCACGGGAGACUCCAGUGAGGCCCUGGAACACCUGAAGGAUUCUCUGCCCCUGCCCAGGGUGGAAAUGUGGCACUUGUCAGGAGCUGUGUCAGCUCCAGCAUUCCCAGGGGCCUGAGCUCCUCUUCCACGGCUUUAAUUCCGCCCUCAUUAGUGGGGAUUCAUUAGCAGCAGUGCUGUGGCUCAGGUGCAGCCCCGGCCUGGGCUCAGCCCUGCCCUCCCAGCCCUCCUGGAGCACGGAGGGAUCUGGGCAUGGGCUGCACUCCAUCCAAACACAGGCACUGCUCAGCAGCCUUCAGGCCUUCCAAAAUCCGAGGGAAGUGUUAUUCCAGUGAGAGCCCAGGGGUGCAAUGAUGGGAUGGGAAGGGUUGGCAUUCCCAGGGGCUCGGGAUGCUCUGGGUGUCAGAGCCCCAGGCUGGGAAUUCUGCUCUCCCUUGCUGAUUUUAGAUUUGAGGCCAGUUGAGAUCAGGGAUCAGGAGAACAAAUCCAGCUUUCUUCCUCCCGGGCUCUUUGGCCUUUCCUAAGCUGUUGUUUGCUGGGAGGGUCCCCCUGUCCAUAGUGCUGGAGCAGGGACAGGAUGAGCAGUGGGAUCUGUGUGUUGAGGGAUGAAUCCUCCUUGCUGAGCACUCCUAAAAGGGAAGAAUUUGGGGGUGCAGGGGUAAAGUGGCUGCUUCUGGGAGAUACCUGGGCAGCAGCAGCCUUGGGAGGGAUGGAAUUCUGUGGGGAAAUGAAAUGCCAGCAGGAACAUCUUCCCCACUCCCAGUCCUACUGCUGUGGCUCUCCCAAAUCAUCCCAAACACCACCAAACCCCCUGGAUACAGGGUUGGGAUUCACAGCCCAGCUUUCUGCUCCUGAGACAUGCCAGCACCUGAACUGUUCUGAGGCUCCUCCACCAGGGAGGAGGGGGGCGUUUCCAGAGUGCUCCCAGCCGUGCCACCAUCCCAAAAUCCUUCCUUGCUCCCACCCAUCGUUCUCCCGGGAUUUUCGGGGCAUCCCAGGGUCACUCCGAAGCUCAGGUUUGGUUGUAUGAUCCAUCCCAGCUCCUGGGGCACGUGGCCUCCACCAUCCCAGCCCUGAGGAGACGGGAAGGGCUCUUGGCAGCUGCACCUUGUCCCUGUUCCAGAGUUUCUGCUGCUCCUCCCGGGCACGGAGCGAGGCCUUUCCCGCUGUAAAUAGCAACGACCGAGGUGACACGGCCCCUGCCCUCCCCUUGUGCCCACGGUGCUGUGAGCACCAGGAUUUCAAAUCCAACAGGGACUGAGAGAACAAGGAACACUCCUUCGACACGAGCACAAUGUUGAGUUUUUUGUAAAAGGUUCCAAUAAAUGGAGAGUUUAACUUGG
Molecule: messenger RNA, 6594 nt
Organism: Passer domesticus (house sparrow)
Lineage: Eukaryota; Metazoa; Chordata; Aves; Passeriformes; Passeridae
Gene: EXTL3
Product: exostosin like glycosyltransferase 3
Exons: 8
Coding region: 985-3744 (919 amino acids)
Cellular component (GO): membrane
Molecular function (GO): glycosyltransferase activity
Source: RefSeq, a predicted model, not a curated record